AUGCCAUCAUCAAACAAUUCACAAUGGUUUGGCGAUAGUGAUGAACUCAUGAGUCGUUCCACCUUCUUUGGUUUAGCCUGUCAUCAUACUCGAAAGCUCGAUUCUGGUAUGGAAUUACAUACGGCGACUCUUACAUAUUCAAUACUUAAAUCUGCUCACUACGUGAAUGAUAUGACUGUUCUGUCAUUAUUUGCUGUUCGAUCCUCAUUUGAUCGGAUAUAUUCAUGGAUUUUAACAUUAACAAAUGGUUUCCAAAUAACAAAUACUACUGGAGCAGGUCUUCUUUCACUUGGUUGGCGCCAAUGUACAUUCAUGUGGGCAACAUUAUCCGCUAAUCAAUAUAUCGAAAGUAACUUUGCUAUUGAUUCGUCGAGCGAUUCAUAUGGAUCGAAACGAAUGGAUGUAGUUGUUUGGUGGCCAGAAGCCAGUACACAAACUGAAAAGUCCUCAAAAUGUUGUACUUGCUCAAGCAAACACACCUCAACAAGUAUGGCAAAAAAUUAG
Molecule: messenger RNA, 504 nt
Organism: Adineta steineri
Lineage: Eukaryota; Metazoa; Rotifera; Eurotatoria; Adinetida; Adinetidae
Source: the annotation of a GenBank genome assembly